Molecule: messenger RNA, 1530 nt
Organism: Psammomys obesus (fat sand rat)
Lineage: Eukaryota; Metazoa; Chordata; Mammalia; Rodentia; Muridae
Gene: Smndc1
Product: survival motor neuron domain containing 1
Exons: 6
Coding region: 220-936 (238 amino acids)
Biological process (GO): regulation of alternative mRNA splicing, via spliceosome; mRNA processing
Cellular component (GO): cytoplasm; precatalytic spliceosome; nucleus
Molecular function (GO): RNA binding
Source: RefSeq, a predicted model, not a curated record
CGAGAGUAUGUAUGUCUCGCGAGAUCUCGCUCGCCUUGUCUUUUCCUCUUGCCUUAGCCCGGCUUUUCUCCCCUCCCCCCUCGCCGCCGGAGGAGUUUUUCCUUUUCCGACCGAAUCUUCUCCUUGUCGUGGAUAUUUUCCGUGCCGCCGCUGCUCCUGCCGCCGCUCGGCUCGCUUCCCCGACCCCUGCCCGCCGUCCCGUCCCCAACCCCGCCCAAGAUGUCAGAGGAUCUAGCAAAACAGUUGGCUAGCUACAAAGCUCAACUCCAGCAAGUAGAAGCUGCUCUAUCUGGAAACGGAGAAAAUGAAGAUCUGCUGAAAUUGAAGAAGGAUUUGCAAGAAGUUAUAGAAUUGACCAAAGAUCUUCUGUCAACUCAACCUUCAGAAACUCUUACAAGUUCAGACAGUUUUGCUUCUGCUCAGCCCACUCAUUCAUGGAAAGUAGGGGACAAGUGUAUGGCAAUCUGGAGUGAAGAUGGACAGUGUUAUGAAGCGGAGAUUGAGGAGAUAGAUGAAGAAAAUGGCACCGCUGCAAUCACCUUUGCUGGUUAUGGCAAUGCCGAAGUCACUCCAUUGUUGAACCUCAAGCCUGUAGAAGAAGGAAGGAAGGCAAAAGAGGACAGUGGCAACAAGCCCAUGUCAAAAAAAGAAAUGAUUGCCCAGCAGCGUGAAUAUAAAAAGAAAAAAGCUUUGAAAAAAGCACAGAGAAUAAAAGAGCUUGAGCAGGAACGAGAGGACCAGAAGGUGAAAUGGCAACAGUUCAACAACCGGGCUUACUCUAAAAACAAAAAAGGCCAGGUAAAGAGGAGUAUUUUUGCUUCGCCAGAAAGCGUAACAGGCAAAGUUGGAGUUGGAACUUGUGGAAUUGCUGACAAGCCUAUGACACAGUAUCAAGAUACAUCUAAAUACAAUGUCAGGCAUUUGAUGCCUCAAUAAUCAGAAAAACUGUUGGAUUUCAUCUCUGCAGGGCUUUACAUUUACCUUUUUAUCCUUAUAUUUUUCUAAAGGUAAAUUAUUUGUUAGAUGAGUAAGGAAGAUACAUUGUUGUCGUUGUUUGGCUUUGGUAGAUUGAAACUUGAAGACCUUUGAUAACUCCUAUCAUUUAACCUUUCAUUAUUACACCACAGUUCCCUCUGUUGAACACGGCAACUUCUCUAGGUAAACGCUGCUUACCCCAGCACUUAGAUGACCUACUGACUUUCAGCCCCUGUUUAACUGAUGUGUAGACAUUUGUAAGGCCUGACUUGGAAUUUUCAGAUGCUUUGCACUUGACUUAAUUCCAGAUCAUUAGAACAUCGAGGCGAAAUGCCAGUCGGCUAGAGAGCCUCUUCAGUUUUAUAACCUGGCCAUUGUCCAGACAAACCCAAGUAUAGGUUAAUUUAUAAACAGCAAAGUUUAUUUUGAGGGUUUUUUUUCCUUGAAUUAAUUGUUUCCUGGGCCUAUUAGGUUACCUCUACAAUCGACUCAUCUUGUACUUUUUGUCAUUGAAUUUGAAUUUUAUAUUAAAAAACAGACAAACCAUGUUUAGGA